This is a messenger RNA of Exaiptasia diaphana, 1669 nucleotides long. Its product is annotated as PR domain zinc finger protein 14. The record is from RefSeq and is a predicted model, not a curated record. NCBI's taxonomy places the organism in Eukaryota, Metazoa, Cnidaria, Anthozoa, Actiniaria, Aiptasiidae. Gene Ontology annotation, molecular function: protein binding. Gene Ontology annotation, cellular component: nucleus.
AGAAGACCGAAUGAAAAUUUAAACGAACCGUAAUCAAGAUUAGACAACUUGAAGARCUUAAAACUGAGAAAGAAAUAAGCUACACUAGUUAACUGASCCAGAAGGAAAUCCCACAUGGAUUACACAGAUCAAGUGUAUUACGUCCAAGGGUUCACGCAACAUGAAAUUGACAACGCCUUAUAUGGUUAUAUCAGAGGAUUCACUGGAAACUCCUCAACUGCGCAUGCUCURUCWGAUAUUGAGUUCCAAGAUGGUUUCAAUGAUAACGAAAAAGAGCACGGWCCCAGACCUCUUCAGCCAAUAAAUAGAAACUGGUUUCCAUGGCUACAUCAAAUGCCSUUAAGUCAAACACAUCCAUAUUUGGACAAGCAAAAUCCUGACGAUCUUAGGGAACCUUCCACGGUCAAUUUACCGGAAGGACUUAGACUUGUUACGACGUCACUUCCGGGUGCAGCAGUCAGGGGGGUCUUCAGCAUUCAGAAUAUCAUUACCAAGGGUACMCGGUUUGGACCAUACACAGGACAAAUUGUCAACCCUAAAGAAUGCCCRGAGGAAAAUAACAAUGCUUUAUGGGAGAUAUUUCAAGACGGCGAACUGAUUCAUUACAUCGAUGGAAGCAAAGACUCCAGUAAYUGGAUGAAACUAGUCAAGUGCGCAAGGCAUGAUGGGGAGCAAAACCUCGUCCUUGUUCAGGAGGGGAAUGAUCUCUAUUAUGAAGUAUCAAAGGAUAUUUACGAGGGUACAGAACUGCUUGUYUGGUAUGGUGAUCGAUAUCUCAAAUACAUGGGGAUACCAAUAACUAUGAAGACUAGGAUAGCAACACUUGAUAGCGAGAACARUAACGGCAUAGAUGGAGACAGCUUUGCWUGUGAUCGAUGUGGUAAAGUGUUCGCUUACAAAUACUACCGUGACAAACAUCUUAAAUACACUCGCUGUGUUGAUCAAGGAGACCGGAAAUUCCCUUGCCACCUGUGCAACCGUUCUUUUGAAAAACGCGACCGYCUGCGUAUCCAUAUCCUUCACGUGCACGAGAAGCACCGACCACAUCAGUGCAAAGAGUGCGGUAAGAAGUUCUCRCAAUCUUCAAGUCUAAAUAAGCACCUAAGAGUACAUAGUGGAGAGAGGCCUUACAAGUGUCCUUACUGCAGUAAAGCGUUUACCGCGUCGUCAAUUCUAAGGACCCAUAUUCGUCAGCAUAGUGGUGAGAAGCCAUUCAAGUGCCGUCACUGUCGGAAGGCGUUUGCUUCACACGCGGCACAUGACAGUCACGUCAGACGAACGCACACCAAAGAAAAACCUUGUCUCUGUGAAUUUUGUGGAAAAGCGUUUGCACAGUCGUACGAGCUCAAGUUCCACUUGAACAUGCACACCGGAGAGAAACCAUACACKUGCGAUCGCUGCGGMCGAGGAUUUUCCAGCCCCUCGUCACGUGACAGGCACCGAGCAAAUUUCGAUUGCACGACACGUAAGAACCGAGCACCGAAAAUAAUGCGAAAAGACGGCGAAGGCGGUGAUUAUGAGUACGACUGUAAUGAAGURCAUGAWAGUGGACUGGAAACAAAUAAGCAUGAACGAAACCUUAUUGUCACGUGAUACUUUACAUGAUGAAUCACGUGAUGAGUGACGCAAUGGAAUUAAAGUGAUGCUAUUUUAUUGGUUUGAAUUACUU